This is a messenger RNA of Sceloporus undulatus (fence lizard), 1329 nucleotides long. RefSeq names its product tubulin alpha-3 chain-like. Gene Ontology annotation, cellular component: cytoplasm; microtubule. Gene Ontology annotation, molecular function: GTP binding; structural constituent of cytoskeleton. The record is from RefSeq and is a predicted model, not a curated record. Bases 16 to 1329 code for a protein of 437 amino acids. Gene Ontology annotation, biological process: microtubule cytoskeleton organization; mitotic cell cycle. The transcript has 3 exons. NCBI's taxonomy places the organism in Eukaryota, Metazoa, Chordata, Lepidosauria, Squamata, Phrynosomatidae.
CAAGCUGGUGUCCAAAUGGGGAAUGCGUGUUGGGAGCUGUAUUGCUUGGAACAUGGAAUCCAGCCUGAUGGGACCAUCUCAAGCACCGUUCUGGCGGACCAAGUGGAUUCUUCCUUUGAGACCUUCUUCUGUAAAACAGGAGCAGGGAAGCAUGUCCCUAGGGCGGUGUUCAUAGAUCUGGAACCAUCAGUCAUAGAUGAAAUCCAUACAGGGUCAUAUCGUUCACUCUUCCACCCGGAGCAGUUGAUCAGUGGCAAAGAAGAUGCUGCCAACAAUUACGCCCGGGGCCAUUAUACCGUCGGGAAAGAACUAAUUGACACAGUCCUUGAGAAGAUUCGUAAAAUGGCUGAGCAGUGCUGUGGCCUCCAAGGAUUUUUGCUCUUCCACAGCUUUGGGGGAGGCACAGGAUCAGGGUUUACAUCUCUCCUAAUGGAGCGGCUCUCGGUUGAUUUUGGGAAGAAGGCCAAGCUUGAGUUCUCCGUGUACCCAGCCCCACGGAUCUCCACUGCAGUGGUAGAACCCUAUAACUCCAUCUUAACCACCCACACCACCCUGGAGCACUCUGACUGCUCCUUCAUGGUGGACAACGAAGCCAUCUAUGACAUCUGCAACCGGAAUCUUGAUGUGGAUCAUCCCACGUACAUCAACCUCAACAGGUUGAUCAGCCAGAUCGUGUCAUCCAUUACAGCUUCCUUAAGAUUCGAUGGUGCCUUGAAUGUAGACCUGGCUGAAUUCCAGACCAACCUGGUGCCAUAUCCCCGCAUCCAUUUCCCUUUGACCACCUACGCUCCCAUCAUCUCUGCCGAGAGGGCCUUCCAUGAGCAGCUCUCUGUGCCGGAAAUCACCAACACCUGUUUCGAGUUUUCUAACCAGAUGGUCAAAUGCGACCCUCGCCGUGGGAAAUACAUGGCCUGCUGCCUCCUCUACCGGGGCGACGUGGUGCCUAAGGACGUCAACGCGGCCAUUGCCGCCAUCAAGACCAGGAGGUCCAUCCAGUUUGUGGACUGGUGCCCAACUGGGUUCAAGGUGGGCAUCAACUACCAGCCCCCCACAGUGGUGCCAGGGGGAGACCUGGCAAAGGUGCAGAGAGCCGUCUGCAUGCUGAGCAACACCACGGCAAUUGCGGAGGCCUGGGCCCGGCUCAAUCACAAAUUUGACCUGAUGUAUGCCAAGCGGGCUUUUGUGCAUUGGUACGUCGGGGAGGGCAUGGAGGAAGGGGAAUUCUCUGAAGCUCGGGAGGAUUUGGCUGCACUAGAGAAGGAUUACGAAGAGGUUGGGCAAGACUCUGGUGACCAUGGCUCUGAUGCAGAAGACGACCAAGAAUACUGA